AUGCAUGGAAGCAUCGUUAUUGAUACUCCGGUUAUGGGUUCAGUGACUACUUCAUCUGUUUGUUUGAAAUGUCCGUUGAAUAUUUGUGAUAAAGAUUUCGAAGUUGAUUUAGUGUGUCUACCAUUGAGUCAACUUGAUGUUAUUCUGGGAAGGGACUGGUUGAGGGCCAACCAUGUCUAUAUCAAUUGUUUUGCGAAAGCUGUUCUUUUUCUUGAGCCAGAGAAGGAAGGUGAUUUAUUCUUGUCUACUCAACAAGUGAAUGAAUCUGUGCGAGAUGGUGCUGAAGUGUUUAUGUUGGUGGCAAGUUUGAAGAUUAGUGAAAAUGGAAUAAUGGGUGAGUUUCCAGUUGUUCAUGAUUUUCCUGAAGUGUUUCCUGAUGAGCAUGUUGUCCAAUUAGAUGAUGUUGAGGUUAGAGAUAAUUUGACUGUGGAGACAAUACCUAUGUGGAUAGAAGAUAGAGAGGUGAAACAACUCUAUGGUAAAGAGAUCGCUUUGGUUAAAGUCGUUUGGGGAGGACCGGCUGGUGGAAAUGUGACGUGGGAGCUUGAGAGUCAGAUGAGGGAUUCAUAUCCCGAGUUAUUUACUUGA
Molecule: messenger RNA, 588 nt
Organism: Lathyrus oleraceus (garden pea)
Lineage: Eukaryota; Viridiplantae; Streptophyta; Magnoliopsida; Fabales; Fabaceae
Exons: 2
Coding region: 1-588 (195 amino acids)
Source: RefSeq, a predicted model, not a curated record